Molecule: messenger RNA, 4152 nt
Organism: Penicillium griseofulvum
Lineage: Eukaryota; Fungi; Ascomycota; Eurotiomycetes; Eurotiales; Aspergillaceae
Exons: 6
Coding region: 1-4152 (1383 amino acids)
Source: RefSeq, a predicted model, not a curated record
AUGGCUGAUAACCGGACGCUUCAUUUGGCUUCAAUGUGGUUAGUGGAGGACCAAGGGAUCACAGAAUUCCAAAGCAAGCUCAAUAAAUUGCACCCCGGCGCUUCGAUCAAGGUCAAAUAUCUACGUGAUAAAGAGAUCUUGUCUGUCACUGGUCAGUUUGAUGGAGUGUUUGAGGGCGAAAUCAUAUCGCUACUUGCAAGGUAUAUCGAAGAGCAUCGUAAUGAUGAUCUACUCGAGAUUCCGAGAGUCCGUCAACUUUCAACCUCGACCAACUUCGAUUUCACUCCUCUUCCUGGCGUUGGAAACGAUGCGCAGCCAGACAUGGAAACCCUAGUGGAGGACAUUAUGCCAACACAAACCACUAGCAAUGGACGCCUUGUCAAGUUCUGGUAUCCCUCUCUGGCGGAAAUAGGUCGCAUCUCUCGAGAUGCGAGCCCUCUCCUAAUCCGCAUUUCUCAAAUAACAGAAACGCGAAUCAAAGUGCCGGGGACUCGAGGACUCCGUAUUUCUGCACAAUCCGAGGAGAAAAUCCGCGAGGCAGUUGAUACACUCGACUCCGUUGAAGAAUGCUUGGAUCUCAUUGAGAACCCUAACCGAGGGCUGAUCAUUCUUACUCCAAACCAGGACACUGCUACAUUUCGCAUCAUGACAUUUUCACAGAUCAGUCCCACUGCCGUGUGGCGUAUUUUAAUUGACCGAAAUGUUCCUUUUUGCCUCCCAAAGAUAAUGACUCUGGUGGUCUGUGAAUUCGACGAUCUCGCUAACGAAUUCCGUCCACUUCGCAGACUUCGACAGCCGCCGCAAGUGGCGCUGAAAAAAUCGAGCGUUGCUCGUGACUGGGAAGGCUAUCGUUUUCCAGAGAUAGGUCCGAAAAGCGAUCCCCUUCUAGGGAAAAUUGAUCAGCAUCUCGCGCCUAAAACUGAGACCUCCAAUGACAAGAUCGAUGAGCACCCGUAUCUCUCUACCGGAAAGGCAAAAGCUGUCAACAAAUGGAUCUCUCGGGACAUCGGCAAACGACCAUUUGCAGAUAGUCAUACAGAAAAACCACUGGAAGACGAAAACACCUCCCCUAAGCUUGCUGCGUCCAUGCCUCCGCCCGAGUCUGGCGUUUCCACACUACAGGAUCAGAGAUCCUCGGGCCUAUUCAAGCCCAAACCCGCAGGCAUCAAAAGACGUAUGGUUAUGCUACCAGAUGGAACCGUGGUACCCCCUAGCGAGGUUCAAGAAGAAAUUCCGAAAGACGCACCUUUUGCCCAAAAUCUCUUUAGCAGACUCAGCUAUAGGGAGAGAGUCAGGGAUCAACAGAUGGCCGGUUCGUCUAUCUCAGACCACCAAGAAAAAGGACCGGUCAGUAUUUUUCGCAGCGCGACUGGCUCCACUACUCCUGGUACAGCUUCCAAAGAACUAGGCACAACCCCUGGAGUAACCGGUCCUGCGGCUUCUGCCUAUUUUACCUCUGCUCAGAGACCAAAGGCAAUUGCCACUACUCGUCUUCCAGUUCUACCAGCUCCUCCGGGCGUAACCCUCAAACAGCCGGAAGAUACGUCAGAUGCCGCUGAUUUGACUGUUCCCUCCACUAACCAAGAAGAAAAGCUGGCUCGCACUCUUCGCCAACCAAUUCGUUCUAGUUCUCCAAGAGUCGACAACCAGCCUCUCGGAAUACCCGGGGAAGUGGAUUCAAAUGUGAAUACAAAGUCUCAAAGGCGAAGCGUUGAUUCAGUAAUGGGGGAGAUAAAGCUAAUGCUCGAGACGACUAAGACCACGAAGGAACCUGGAAUAGAGGAAGCGUCCAGCAAGCCAAAGAUAACAGAUCAAAAACAGCCAAGCAACACAUCCACUCGGUUGGGUCUCGGCACGGAGGACACUGGAAGCCUCGGCACCCUCAUUGAUCUUGAUUGUGAAGUGAAAAGCAUUAAUAGUGGUAUUUCACUUGUUGCGUUUGAUCGGCUGGCCACAGUCCCAUCAGGCGUUCCGGAACAGUCUACAGAUGCUGAGCACGACCAAUUCCAGCAUGGCGAGGCUCCUACUUUUGCUGAAACUGGUUAUAUCUUUGAUAUGCCUAAUAUCGACGAUACAACUCUGCAACCUGAGCUAACUCCGAUCAUUUCUCCUUGUCCUGAGCCAACCCACGAUCCGACGAUCCUCCGUGUGACGGGUCCAACCCCUGUUCCUAUUGAGGCUGCCCAACCAAUGCUCGCUACAGAUGCGCCAUGGCCUGGCCCAGGAGCCACUGACUCUUAUCAUGGGAAUGACAUACCCGCAGGCAAACAGAAACAUGAACAGGCUCCUGAACGCCGCAGCAAGGCCGAUGAGGUAGCAAUGGAAUAUUUGCUCCAGCAGAUCAAGGACAAUCCUAGUCCCGAAACUAUCAGCAUUGAAGAGAUUGCGAUACCUCUUGAUGCUACCUUUGGAGAUCCUGCACCUCAAAGUCUGUCUUCUGGCUCGCGUAACCGCGCUACGCAUGACAUUAUCCAGCAACGUCAUCAAUCUGGUCAGAAGAGUGAGAAGGUGCCAUUCCUUCAUCCAGACCUAAUUGAUAUCUCACCUGAAAUGCUUUCUCCUCGCUUACGGUCAUCUAGUUGUGACUCUUUGCAACAAUCCGACUCUAAAAUUGAGGAGCAAGAUGCAGAGCCAGAAGUUGGCGAAAAGCUGGCUGUCUCGGAAGAGACUCAGACAAGGGAAUUUCAUGAGACAAUGUUCCACCAACGGCCCCCUGAUAAGGCUUUCCAAUGGGUGGAUGAAGCAACCAAGGCAGUGAAAAAGGCAAAGGUUGAAGUCCCCACUGGUAAUCCCUCGCAGCGAAAGGAAGACACCGAAACCAAUGCAGAGAAGAAAGCAAACGUUGAAGCCCUUAGUUCUAAUCUCUGGCAGAGAAGGACAGGAUCCAAAUCCACAGAAGACCAGCCACGAAAGGGUACUACUUUGCCCACAAAGGCGUUUGUUAAUCCAUCAAGAGAAAAGAAGCAAAUUCAUGACUCGACAGAGAAUCUGUUUCACUUUCUAGAGCCAGUUCUUGAUUCAGUCCGCAGUUUUCCGGGAACAUUGAGCCUUCAAAUCGAGUUUGGUCUUAUUUUCACGCCCAGUUUGCCAGCUUCAAUCAAAGAGAGGGAGAUGAGCUACAGGGAGGUUCACCAGUUGUUCUUCUCUAAGCAUGACUUGACGCCACCUCCGAUCUCAUUCUUCAAGCGCUUGACUUCAUCUCCUGCGGACAUUGACUACCUCAUCGAUUUGGAGGUCCACGGAUCUCGCCUGUUCGACCAGAAGUACAGUCACCGAGGCGUAAAGUACGAGUUCUGGUGCCGCGCUGGUCCAAGCAGGAUCAUUAUUAUCUCAGUUAAUGAACAUGGACAUGCUAUGAUUCGCUAUCCCGAAUCCUCGCUAGGCACGGUGCACUUGAGUUUCCCUUCCCAAGUGUGGGAUACAGCUGCUAAAGUGCAAGGCUUUAUCGAAUACAUUACGGGGGCUGACCCAGAUCUUGAAGAGGCUGCUCGAACGAUGGCAAAAAGCAUCCGAGUAGAACCAAACAAUCAACAGCUUCGUAUUCUCGUCCGUCUUCCCAAAGACUCAAAGAUCAGAAUCGAUCAGGCGUUCAUGGAACGGUGGAGCCGUCACCCUUACCGCUCGGCAAAGAGCAAGGACUUGUUUCUACAGAUCAGCGAAACUCAAGAACUUUUUGGCACUACCUCCAUCCUAGACCCGGAAAUCAAGGUUUAUCAGAACGCCCCGCUUGAGAAAAUGGUCAAGGAUGGAAAGCAGUGGUGGCAAGCCUCGAUUGUCAGCAGCAGAGUGGAUGAAAUCAUGAAGUCGAAUUCCUUCCUUGAACCUGGUGAGCGCAACGAGUCCUGGUGUGCAACGGAUCUCCUCGGUGCAGAUGUCACGAAUAUCAUCCCCUCUGCCGAGAACCCGGAGCUGAGUACUCUCGGAGCCAAAGUCGGUCAUUCGGGAAUUGGAGCAAUGUUCCAACUUGCCAAAACAGUCGUGCAAAAGAUCGAUGCUGUCGGGUACUGGAACAGAGGUCCUGCCAGUAUUGACAAGCGCACUACCACGUCGAACAACCACAGCCACGCUGGUACCGGUACUUUGAAGGACUCGUACUACUUGGACAAACAAGUAGUGCCCUGGGAUCCGCCGAAGGAUAAGAAAAAGUGGUGA